AUGGCUGAGUCAAAUACACUUCAAGCACUUGGAGAACUGUUCAAGGCAACCCAGCAACAAAUAGCCUUGCAGCAAAAGCAGAUCGAGCUUAUGAUGCAGAGAAAUGAGGGACAUGAAGGUCUUGUAGAUGCACUUGCCAAGACCUGCAGCGAUUUUUCAUUCGAUCCUGAGAAUGGAAUUACAUUUGAAGAUUGGUACAGGCGCCAUGAAGACAUCAUCAGAAUCGACGGCAAAUCUCUCAGUGACGAUGCCAAGGUACGUCUUCUUCUCAGAAAGCUAGAUGCAAUUUCCUUUUCUCGCUAUUCCAAAUAUAUUUUGCCCAAAAGUCCUCGUGAUAAUAAUUUUGAGACCACUGUCAAGAUUCUCAAAGAGAUUUUUGUUGCGCCAAUGUCCAUUUUCUCCAAACGUUGGAAAUGUCUGCAAGUGGACAUGAACGAGACAGAAGAUUUCAUUGCCUACAUGGGACGUGUAAAUCAACUUUGUGAGGAUUUUCAAUUCAAUACACUCACAUUGGACUCAUUCAAAGCACUUAUUUUUGUUUUGGGCUUGAAAAAUGCGCGUUUUGCUGAAAUUCGUACGCGUUUGCUGCACAAAUUAGAUUCGAAAACUGAGGGAGUCACUCUUUCAUAUCUCCUUGAAGAAGCUAAACGUCUUAGCAAUCUCAAGAAAGACUCUGCACUUGUGGGAUCUUCCGAGGGUACAAACACUCCACCAGCCUCAGUGAAAACAGUCAAGAAAUUCACCAAACCCAAGUUCAAUAACAAAAAGUCCUCAAAAACUUCCACUUCACACGAUCCACCCAAAGAUACGCCACGAACACCUUGCUGGUUUUGCGGAAAUAUGCACUUUUCUCGCGAUUGCACUUUCAAACAACAUAAGUGUAAGGCUUGCGGUACUUUCGGGCAUAAAGAUGGCUACUGCCAGAGCGCGAGUAGGGCGAAGAUGAAGCAUGUUUCGAGAUCAAAUGUCAUUCGCAUUGUCAAUUGUACGACACAUGAAACACGACGUUUCAUCGAUGUUUCAAUCAACUCGCAACCAGUUGCAUUGCAAUAUGAUUCUGCAAGCGAUCUCACAAUAGUUUCAAAACAAUUGUGGAGACAAAUAGGUUCACCUGCUCUUUUACCUUCAGAAAUCAAAGUAAAAGACGCGCAAUUCAACAGUAUGAAGAUUCUAGAAUGGAUUCAAUUGUUCGACUUAUGGUCGAAACCAGCCAAUUCUUUUUGCCGCAAUGUUGAAGCCAUUCAGUCAGGGACAUUCAACAAGGAAAAGAUUGUAAAGCAGCUCAAAGAUGAAUUUCAACCUGUGUUCGACAGCGGUUUAGGACUCUGUACCAAAGCAACAGCCUCAUUGAAGCUCAAGGAAGGUGCAAAACCCAUUUUCAGACCAAAAAGACCUGUGCCUUAUCCAGUCAUGGCUCAAGUUGAGGAUGAGUUACAGCGCUUAGAACAAAAGGGCAUCAUCAAACCAGUCACAUCUUCUGAGUGGGCAGCACCAAUUGUAGUGGCAAGAAAAGCAAAUGGUUCUGUAAGGAUCUGUGGUGACUAUUCAACAGGUCUCAAUCAGAUAUUCAGCAAUAUCGACCUGUCUGAUGCAUACUUACAGAUUCCUGUCGAUGAAGAUUCACAGAAGCUAUUGACCAUUCACACACACAGAGGCUUAUAUCAUUUCACAAGACUCGCACCUGGGGUUUCAGUCGCACCAGGCCAAUUUCAAUGCAUUGUCGAAGGUAUGCUCUCAGGGAUCGACAAUGUUGCAGUCUAUUUUGACGACAUUUGUGUCUCAGGACCAGACAUAAAUUCGCAUAUCAGUACAGUCAAACAGGUACUUCAGCGCCUCCAGGAUUAUGGUUUUCACAUCAAAUUGGAGAAGUGCAACUUUUUCCAAACACAAGUAAAGUACUUGGGCCAUAUUCUCGAUUGUCAUGGGCUAAGACCUGAUCCGGGAAAAAUCGCAGCUAUCAAGGACAUGCCUCCUCCCAAGGAUAUUUCCCAAUUGCGAUCUUUUCUUGGUGCAAUCAACUAUUAUUGCAAGUUUGUUAAAUCGAUGAGCACUCUUCGAGCACCAUUCGAUUCUCUCUUGCGAGAUGGAGCACCAUGGAUUUGGGGAGAGGAUUGCCAACGAGCUUUCCUGAAGUUCAAGGAUAUUUUGUCUUCUGACCUCCUACUCACACACUUCGACCCAUCUCAACCAAUUUCCAUUGCUGCUGAUGCAUCCAACACUGGAAUAGGUGCUUGCAUUUACCACACAUAUCCUGAUGGAUCUGAGAAAGUGAUUUCACAUGCAUCUCGUACACUUUCACCAGCCGAGAGAAAUUACUCCCAGAUUGAGAAGGAAGGUUUAGCACUUGUUUUCGGUGUCACCAAAUUUCAUCGUUACAUUUUUGGAAGACGAUUCACUCUCUUCACGGAUCAUAAACCACUGCUUUCAAUAUUUGGAUCCAAGAAAGGAAUUCCAUUGCAUUCAGCCAACCGCUUACAACGCUGGGCAUUGACUUUGUUGUCUUACACAUUCGAUAUCAAGUUCAUUUCCACAUCUUCAUUUGGACACGCUGAUGUUCUUUCAAGACUCAUCAACACUCACUCCAAGCCUGAUGAAGAAUUCAUUAUUGCCUGCACAGAACUUGAGAGAGAUGUAGCAACUGCGUUGGAUGAUGGCAUCCAUAGACUUCCUUUGACAUUCAAGAAGGUGGCUUCGGCUACACAGAAGUGUUCAACACUCCAAGCAGUCAAGGAAUUUGUGGUCAAUGGAUGGCCUCCUUCAAAAUCCCAUAUCAAAGACAGGGAAAGAGCGAUUGGUGGUUCCGCACAUAUUCAGAAAGAAAGUACUUCACACACUCCAUGA
Messenger RNA from Phlebotomus papatasi, 2841 nucleotides. RefSeq lists its product as uncharacterized. Lineage: Eukaryota; Metazoa; Arthropoda; Insecta; Diptera; Psychodidae. The transcript is spliced from 4 exons. The record is from RefSeq and is a predicted model, not a curated record. The coding region runs from base 1 to 2841 and encodes 946 amino acids.